AAUUUCAAAUUGAGUUUUUUUUUUCCUUUUCGUUUAAUUGAUAAAACCUCCAGCGCCACUAGCGCUUACAGUCCGUUGCGGCCACUUUGCAAAGCUGACCGGUCGCGGUCUUUCACUCUCGCUCUCUUUUGUAGUCUGCAGAGUGCAGUCUGCUAUCAUUUUAUCAAUAAACACUCCAUUGUGCGCAUAUUGUCAUUGCAGUGUUGUGCCUAUACGAGGUCUAAAGAGGUUAUAAUGUCCUGCCAAGAAGAUAUCACCAAGAAAGAGGAAGAGCUAUCUACUACAUCAGAUGAAUUCGGUAAUUGUGCCUCCAGUCAGGAGAGCGAGGACGGGCUUCUGGCCUGCUCCACCGAUGCGGUCCAUCCCCGGAUGUCCGCCACCGCCCGGCAGGAGGCCCUCAAGAAACCAUUUUACUGUCAGAUUUGCGAGUCAGAUUUUAGCGUCUUAAAAGAUCAUUAUCAUAAACAUAUAUCCACAGAACACUGCCAGUAUUGUAAUGGUCUUGUAUAUAGAUAUGUGAUAAAAAAUACUCAAGUAGAAAAGAUUUAUCAUACUUGUUCAUCCAGUAGUGCCUUACCGGACAUAAUCCCAGACGCUAACAUGAAUCUUUAAAUCUUGAUCUCCUUAGAUUCUAAAAAGCAUUGCUGGUGAUUCCGAACAACUGGUGAUGUCUGAUUUUGUAUGAACACAUUGGUGAUCACUGAGCUACUUACAUGUUCCUGGACAUGCAUUGAAUAUUUUCAUUUUCAUCAUGUCAUUGUGAUUUGUGAUCAAUUGUGUCUUUUGCUGCAUAUUUUUGUGCACUACAUUUUCUUAUGAGGUUUUUUUAUACUUUUGUACUUUUUCAUAAUCAUGUUAUUUAUUAAUUUAAUUUUUGUAUGGCAUUUAAAUGACAGUGAUUGUUUCGCACUCUAACUUCACUGACUGUAUUUUUUAAAAAAUGCUCUACCUCAAAUAAACUUGUCAAUCACUCA
Messenger RNA from Thrips palmi, 974 nucleotides. RefSeq lists its product as uncharacterized. NCBI's taxonomy places the organism in Eukaryota, Metazoa, Arthropoda, Insecta, Thysanoptera, Thripidae. The transcript is spliced from 2 exons. Bases 235 to 612 code for a protein of 125 amino acids. The record is from RefSeq and is a predicted model, not a curated record.